CAAAAAAGAAAAGAAAAUGAUUUUUCAUUCCCUCAAACUUUUGUGCUUUGGAUUUUUCAAAUAUGUAUAUUUACUCUUCAAGACUUCAACACUUCCUUUAAUCCACUUCAGAUGGGAAAUUUCAAUGUAAUAUCUCAACCAAAGAAACUCUCUCUAUUACUCAACAUAGGCUUCCUUUGCCUCCUCUCUUUCUAUCUCACAACCUCUAAUUUUCUUGACAAAAAAUCCCAAGAACCAAACACCAUAUCUUCUUUAGUUCUCAAAGAACUGAAUACCAGCUCAGAUGGGUGUACUGGAUUCCAUGACUACACUGAUUAUAAGCUCAAGUGCUUGUAUGUCAAGACCCAUAUUGGAUGCAGAACAAAAGGGUACAUAAACUAUUUGUUUAUCUUUUAUUGCACUUGUGGGAAAUCCCCAAUUCUUGGUCACUCUCUACUUCUUCUAUGGCUUAUUGUUUUAUUCUAUUUGUUGGGUAACACAGCUGCAAACUACUUUUGUGAUUCCUUAGAGGGUUUGUCCAAAAUUUUGAAGCUAUCACCAACAAUAGCAGGAGUAACUCUGCUUUCACUAGGAAAUGGUGCUUCUGAUGUGUUUGCUAGUAUUGUUUCCUUCACUAGUUCAAGUAGGGGAGAAGUUGGGCUAAAUAGUGUUCUGGGUGGAGCAUUUUUUGUGUCUAGUGUAGUUGUAGGGGUUAUAUGUAUACUAAUUAGUCCUCAAAAUGUUUCAGUUGAUAAGCCAAGUUUCAUUAGGGAUGUGAUUUUCCUCAUCUUCUCACUUGCUUCUCUUCUUCUGAUAAUCUUCAUUGGCAAAAUCAACUUCUGGGGUUCAAUCUGUUUUCUCUCAAUUUACUUCCUCUAUGUCUGUGUUGUUUCAAGCAUGUAUAUUUUCUCUAGAAAUGAAAGGAAAAUGCAUUCUCCUUUAGUAGGUGAUUCGGAGGAGAUUGGUAUACCCUUGUUGGGUUAUGUUGAUGAUGAAAAACCCAUUUCAGUAAGUGAAGCAAGUGCCAAUCUUGAUCAUGAAAAUCAAAAACAAGGUCAGAUUUUUCUCAAUCUUGAUUCAUCUUCAUGUGGGUUUUUCCUCAAAUUCUUGCAAGCUUUGGAGCUCCCUCUAUACUUGCCAAGAAGGUUGACUAUUCCUGUUAUUUCUGAGGAGAGAUGGUCGAAACCAUAUGCUGUAAUUUCAGUGACAUUGGCACCAAUUUUCUUGGCAGCAAUUUGCAAUUCACAAGGAGAGAACAAGUUUGGUUCGAGGACUAGUCUUGUGAGCUACUUUACAGCAGGAUUGAUUGGGAUGGUUCUGGGUAAUUUGGCAUGUGUGACGACAAAGAAGUCAAGCCCACCAAGUAAGUGCUUGCUCCUUUGGCUUGCAAGUGGGUUUGUGAUGAGCAUAACUUGGACAUACGUCAUUGCAGAAGAAUUGGUCUCUUUAUUGGUCUCACUUGGUUACAUACUUGGUAUUAGUCCUUCAGUUUUAGGACUCACCGUCCUUGCUUGGGGCAACUCCUUAAAUGAUUUGAUAACCAAUGUAGCCAUGGCAGUGAAUGGUGGGCCUAAUGGUGCCCAAGUUGCCAUAUCAGGAUGCUAUGCUGGGCCCAUGUUUAACACACUAAUGGGUAUUGGUAUUUCACUUGUUUUCUCAUCUUGGACCAAGUAUCCAGCCUGUUAUGAAAUCCCCAUAGACCCUUCUCUCUAUGAGACUCUAGGGUUUCUCAUAGGAGGAUUACUUUGGGCACUUGUGGUUUUGCCUAGAAAAAACAUGAGGCUUGAGAGAGUUCUUGGGAGUGGACUCUUGGCCAUCUACUUGUGCUUUUUGUUUCUUAGAGUGGCCAAAGCUGUUGGUCUAUUGAGACUUGAUGAUGUGUCCUUUGUAAAGAAAGGGUAAUGCAUGGUGGAACUUUUGUACUUUUGUGCUAGAUCAUACUACAUUAUUGGAUAUUGUAUGGACAUGUAGUACCAUAAUUAGAGUGUCUUUUUUUAUAUUUUGUUUGCUUAUUAGAAGUGGACAAAGUCUUUGAUGGCGAGGUUACAAACUCACAAUCCAUCAUUCUCAAGUUAAUUUGUCAAACCCACAAAGCAACUAAUGAAUGCAUGUGUGGUUUUUGAUUGA
Molecule: messenger RNA, 2106 nt
Organism: Tripterygium wilfordii
Lineage: Eukaryota; Viridiplantae; Streptophyta; Magnoliopsida; Celastrales; Celastraceae
Product: cation/calcium exchanger 1-like
Exons: 1
Coding region: 112-1881 (589 amino acids)
Biological process (GO): transmembrane transport; monoatomic cation transport
Cellular component (GO): membrane
Molecular function (GO): monoatomic cation transmembrane transporter activity
Source: RefSeq, a predicted model, not a curated record